GAAAUACUUACUUCGAAAUGAUGCAAACCCAGGGAUUCGAGAUAAGCAAGGUUACAAUGCCGUUCAUUAUGCUGCUGCUUAUGGGCAUCGUUUAUGCCUUGAAUUGAUUGCCAAUGAAACACCUUUAGAUGUUUUAAUGGAAACAUCAGGGUCUGACAUGCUGAAUGAUUCAGAGAACAGAGCACCAAUUAGUCCAUUGCAUUUAGCUGCCUAUCAUGGACAUCAUCAAGCUUUGGAAGUAUUAGUGCAGUCUUUGUUGGAUCUUGAUGUCCGGAACAAUAAUGGAAGAACACCUUUGGAUCUUGCAGCUUUUAAGGGACAUGUUGAAUGUGUGGAUGUACUCAUUAAUCAGGGAGCCUCUAUCUUGGUAAAAGACUAUGUUAUAAAGAGAACACCAAUACAUGCUGCUGCUACAAAUGGUCAUUCAGAAUGCUUGCGGUUGUUAAUUGGAAAUGCAGAACCACAGAAUGCUGUGGACAUUCAAGAUGGAAAUGGACAGACUCCUUUGAUGUUGUCUGUUCUUAACGGGCAUACAGAUUGUGUCUAUUCCCUCCUCAACAAAGGAGCAAAUGUAGAUGCCAAAGAUAAAUGGGGAAGAACAGCAUUACACAGAGGGGCUGUUACUGGGCAUGAGGAAUGCGUAGAAGCACUGCUUCAUCAUGGUGCAAAAGCCACCCUACGAGACUGCAGAGGACGUACACCUAUACAUUUAUCUGCUGCUUGUGGACAUAUUGGGGUAUUAGGAGCACUCUUACAAUCAUUGUCAUCUGGGGAUAUGAUACCUGCUCUGACAGACAAUCAGGGAUAUACAUCAUUGCAUUGGGCAUGUUACAAUGGUCACGACUAUUGUGUGGAAUUUCUUUUGGAUCAGGAAGUUUUUCAGAAAAUGGAAGGAAAUUCUUUCAGUCCAUUACAUUGUGCAGUGAUAAAUGAUAACGAGGGUGCUGCUGAAAUGCUAAUUGAUAUACUGGGAUCAGGAAUUGUAAAUUCUACAGAUGCAAAGGCAAGAACACCUCUCCAUGCAGCAGCCUUUACAGAUCACGUAGAGUGUUUACAGCUUUUGCUUAGCCAUAAUGCACAAGUAAACUCUGUAGAUUCUUCUGGGAAGACACCUUUAAUGAUGGCUGCAGAAAAUGGGCAAACAAAUACAGUUGAGGUAUUGGUUAGCAGUGCUAAAGCUGAUCUGACUUUGCAAGAUAAGUGUAAAAACACUGCACUACAUCUGGCCUGCAGUAAGGGUCAUGAAACUAGUGCCUUGUUAAUAUUAGAGAAGAUUACAGAUAGAAAUCUGAUCAAUGCCACCAAUACAGCAUUGCAAACGCCUUUACAUGUUGCUGCACGAAAUGGAUUAACAGUUGUAGUUCAAGAACUUCUGGGGAAAGGAGCAAGUGUACUUGCAGUAGAUGAAAAUGGUUAUACACCAGCAUUGGCCUGUGCUCCCAAUAAAGAUGUGGCUGACUGCUUGGCUCUCAUUCUGGCUACAAUGAUGCCUGUUUCAUCAAGCAGCCAAAUAUCUUCUCUUACAUUUAAUUCCAUUAAUCAUUAUACCACCAGUUCAAAAACAGUCACCUUUGAUUCUUCACCAAUUACCCGAAGUGAACAUAGUUCUUAUUGUAGUUUCAACAACAUUGGGAGGGAAGAUGGCUAUCCAUAUACAGAAGAAGAUGAACUUAAUGACUCAGAUUCUGAAACAUAUUAAAAAGCUCCAUUAGAGGUCUGAGAAGUGAACUUACUUGCUGAAUUUCCAGUUUGUUAUUGGAGAAAGCAGUCUUGCUGAAUACAAAAAAAGGAUAGCCCAAGGAAAAUAUUCCUUUAACGAAAGUAUGGGGACACAACAAAAAAUAUGAUUCAAGAGUUUUUUUAAAAGAAGGUUAUGCAAAAGAAAUGGUUGGAAUCUGUGGUGAAAACAAUUAUCUAGAAUGUUAUUUAAUUGCAAUGUAUUGGUUUCAGUGAAUAAUCCCAAUAAAGUUGUGCAUCUUUCUAUAAACAAAUAUGCAAUUAUAGAACAAAAUGGACAAUACAUUCAAAUCUUAACUGCAAAAACUAAGAUCAUUUUGAAGGCAAUAAUUGAGUUUGGGACAGGAGGCAUUGUUUAUGCUGCAAAUUGCCAAAGGACCAAAUAACUUAAAACUUUUUUUAAAUUUAAAAAACCCUUUUUGAGAACACUUGAACAGCUUAAAUAAGUAAUAGUCUUAACCAUCCCUUAAAUUAUAACUAGCAAUUAAUCUCACAUUGGUUUUAACUGUUGAUUUGUUGUUUUAAUCAUCUGAUAUCCUUCCGACACUAUUAAAUAUACCACAAAAAUACAGCUUAUAAUUUGUUAGGCUUUUAAGGUAUUAAAGCUGUUACUAGCUGAACCAGGAAUUGUCAAAGUAAAAUGAGUACAAAAACAGCAACGUAGUAAAUCACUAGCUUUCUUUUAUUACACAAAUAGAAAAAAGAGAGAGAGACGCAAAGAUACACAAACAAACACACCAACGGGAAUUCUUUGAGUAAGUCAAACUGCAUCAAAAAUAAAACUGCAAUAUCCUGAUACUUUGUUAGACGCCUUAUAGAAUACUAUUUCUUACAAUUCACCCAAUGUUUUACUAAAUUUAGUGAAUGAUAUUGGUGCCUCUAUUUGUGUACAUAUAAUUAAAAUGUUUUUAAGGCUAAGAAUAUGACUGAAGAUAAUAUGAUAAAAUAUUGUUACUCUAUUACCAAAAAGGUACAAUGUCGGAUUUUAGAAACAUACAGAAGAGCUUCAUUUAUAAUUUUUUAAAUGAUGCAGAUCCUUCUGUUACCUGUGUUUGUCUAAUUUAUAAUAGGCUCCUGCAAAUAACUAAAAAUGGAAGAAUGGCAUUUUCCUCUCAAGUUUGUUUGUUAAAAUAGAAGUAUUUAUUUGGUUGCUUUGGUUAUGUACAUGUGAGACUAUCUUGCUUGAUAAGGUUAUAGCAAAUGGAUCCCUAUCUUUUAUCUUUUUUUGUAUUGUGAAACUGGAAACCUUAAUACCAUUGCAAACUAUCAGCUUGUUUUCUGAACAUAGUGUGAAAACACAAAACAGUAUUUUGAUCUAUUUGAUAAUUUUGUGGGUUUUUUGAAGAAUUAAUGAGCAUGUACAUAGAAAUAGCAUUUGCUUGAAUACUGUACUUACCUGCACUCCUUUCAGUACAUCAAGAUUCCUGUGUAUAUUUUACAGAGUAUAAUAAAAUUCAAAUGUGAGAGUUGUAUUUAAUGAACAAUUUAUGUAUCAUUAUGGAGUAUUGAGAAUUAAUUCAAAUUUAUUGUAUUGAAACCUCAGAUUUAUAAACCUUAUUGUGCAAUGCUUUUUAAUUUUCUUGAUUCUAAAGCAAUAAUUAGCUUAACUAGUAUUUGAAUUAGCAGUAAUUCAGAUAUUUAAAUAUAUAUUUUGGAGACCUCAUCUUUUUAUUUUAACUGGAUUUAAUUUCUGAAAAAAUCAUAGAUAUUGUUAUUGGGCAGUUGAAAAUCUUGAAAGUCUGAGGUUUUCUUUUCUGUAUCACUUUAUAUACAUAAUGUCUAAAAUGGAAAAGAUAUAAAAGCCUAGUAAUUAGCUGAGUAUGAACAUGUUCUUCAUAAGACUUCCUUUUUACUUCACAAUUAACUCUGAAAGCAUUGUUUAUUUUAUAAAUGAAGCUACCAACUUUUGGAACAUUUGAAUAAUGAUGAACUAUGAGGCAUUUAGUUACUUGUUUUACUCAAUAAUCAAAUCAUUGUUUUGUAUUUUUCUCAAAAUCUUUAGGCAGGCAAAAGAAAACAUAAUAAAGCAGUAAAGUCAUAUUUACCUUCCUUAAAUAAUAUCCUCCAAUAGCUUUCAUUGAUCGAUAUAUCAACAAUUAGCAACAAAAUAAAAUAUAUGUUAACCAGUUUUAAAAAGAUGCAAUUCUAUUCAGAUCCUUAUAAUUCAACCCAGAGCAGCUAAAAUCAGCUAAAACUGAUAAAUAAUGUAUUCCUUAUUUUUUCAUUUAGAUCUGAUUUUUCUGGUCCAAUAUGGUUAGGACAUAGUGUCUUUUGGAAUAUAAGCAGGAAAUACAAGAAGGUAGACAAAAGAUAACUGCUUGAUAAUUUCGAAGAUUAUAACUGACACACAAUUCAGAUAAAAGUCUGGAACCAGUAAAACUAAGACAACAGUAAUAAGUACAAUAUUUGCAAAGAAUAAAAAGAAUACUGUAAUAAUAUUCCAAAAUUUAAUACUAAUUUUGCUGUAAAAGACAGCAUAUGAAACAACAUAAAACUCAUAUUUGAUAUACUUCAUAUUUCAGAAGUCUUAGAUCUGAGGUCCUAGGCAAAUCUCCCCUCAACUCAGCCCUCUCAUGUGAAAUACAAAUACACUGUUCCUCCUUGACCACUACAUCAACAUCUUAUAGUCCAGUUUAUAUCCCAAGAUGCCAAUAAUGCAUUGAUUUUAGUUUGUUCUAGGGAGAUCUACUCAAGUCAGUUUCCUACCUACAGUCAGAAUGUAAUGUUAAAACAAAAGCAGUUGAAUAAAAGGUGACACAGCUUUUGAAGUGAAUAUGCUUCUAUAGUAAAGAAUCCUUAAGUGCUUUUCUAUAAUUAAUUGGAUAUAAAAUAAAAGCAGAGGUUACACUCAACACUUGAUACAGUGCAAUAGAAGUCUCCUGAAAAGGUUCAGUCAGUCCUGUUAAAAAAAAGUGAAAAGUUUCCUUUAGUCCUAAGAAAGUUCAGUUGUGUUUAAUAUGUAUACCUUGAAAAUGGUGAUUUUUUGUUUACAUUUUAUAUCCUUCCCUCCACAAACCUCACAAUAUGAGUUCUCAAAAAAAUAAAUAAAUAAAAGGUUAUCACUAAA
Messenger RNA from Crotalus tigris (Tiger rattlesnake), 4804 nucleotides. Its product is annotated as serine/threonine-protein phosphatase 6 regulatory ankyrin repeat subunit A-like. The record is from RefSeq and is a predicted model, not a curated record. Gene Ontology annotation, molecular function: protein binding; transcription cis-regulatory region binding. Gene Ontology annotation, cellular component: nucleus. Gene Ontology annotation, biological process: positive regulation of transcription by RNA polymerase II. The transcript has 14 exons. Bases 137 to 1699 code for a protein of 520 amino acids. Lineage: Eukaryota; Metazoa; Chordata; Lepidosauria; Squamata; Viperidae.